AUGGAUUUCCUUGACGACUUCGGCGACUCUGAUUCCUCCUGCUCCGGUGAGGAAGCGCUUCCUCCAGUCCCUGUGGACCGCGCCAACACUGAUGUUGGCGUCCAUGUCCCCUUGCCUGACUUGUCUGCCCGCUGUAUCGGGGACGACGUCAGCUGGAAGGGCUCUAAGGUCACCCGUUUUGCAUGCAUCCAGUGCGGUAGCAACGGCCGUGACCGUUUCCAGUGGGGACUCUGGCAGGGGCAGGGCCUCUCCGCCCUGGGCACCGACGUGGGCAUCCUUUCUGAAACGGCUCUCUCCACAGAAGCCCAGCACUCUCUUGCUUGUCGCGGGCUGUCGGCGGCCGGCUUUCACGCCAUUAGCCACGGCCACGACUCUGCCACGCACUCCCCUUCGGGUAGGGGGGUGGUCCUUGCGGUUCGGUCGGGUUAUGCUGGUCAGUGGUCGGAGGUUGCACGUGACCAGCACGGCCGGGCGUUAGCUGGCACCCUUGUCUCCUCCCAUGGCCUGUGCGUUCGUGUUGUUGGCCUCUACUGCCCUGUUGGGGCCUGCCUGCCUUCCUUCUCAGCCAACGCUGCCCUCCUCGCUGAAGAAUCCGCCACCAAGCACUUCAUUGACACACAAAUUCAACAUGCGCAGGCUCGUAAUCAGCUUCUUCUUGUGGGAGGCGACCUGAACUCCUUCUGCUCCCGUGACCUCGACUGCUGGGAAGGUUCCUACACCUUUCGACCCGAGUGCGUAGCUGCCCACCUCCUAGCACACGGUCUCGUGGACUCCUUUCGUGCUCGCCACCCUACCCUGCGUGCCUAUACCUUCUUCUCCUCCUCUGGCGCUGCCAGUCGCCUUGACGCCUUGUGGUGGUUGCCUUCCCCCGACUCCCUCACUUCUGUGCUCAACUCUUCUGUGCUGUGGCACUGGGACAGGCGUGUUGACCAUGAGCCGGUCGUGGUUGAUCUUGAUAUCUCUCUCCCCGAGGGCAUGGAUGGUCUGUUGGGGCAACCAAGCAUCCUGGUUCCGCAGUCCCUUUCAGCUCGUCUUUCUUCCGCGUUCGACGUGCUCGCCACGUCUUUGCUCGAGUGCCUCCCCCCUGCCCUCCCCCCUGCCCUCCCUGUGGGCAAUCACCAAGCAGGCCGUGCCUCCGCAGCUUGGCACGCCUGCCUCCUCGAGCUGCGUCGUCUCCGGCGCUCCUUACUCGAUUCUCUCACGCCCUCCACCACACAUACCCGCGUCUCCUCUUUCCCGCUAACAGACGUGUGGGCACUUUGGUCCAAAGCGUCGGACAUGGAGCGCCACCUCCACAGCUCUGGUGUUCACACACCCGCACUUCCUCGUUGGGACUCCUUUUCGGACUCGCCUCUGGAGUGGGCUGGUCACCUCGGCUUUCCGGCUGAAGUCGCGGCAGACGUGCUGACCGUGCCGGGCGCGUCUUCAGUCGUUCCUCCGGUUGCACCCGUGUCCUGGGACAGCUUGCCUUCCUCCCCGGCCCCCUCAGCCUGCUUGGCCUUGGUUCAGACCUGGAUACGCGAGGCGGAGCGCCGUCAGGCUGCUACCACCAACCGGCAAUGCUCCACCGCCCGUGCCCGCCGCUUGGAACUCCUCCGUCUAGGGGAUGUCAAAGCCUGGGCCAAAAGCAUGCGUCCCCUCAACGCCCCACAUUCCCGUUUCUCUCCCGACUGGGUGCGGGGGGCUGACGGCACACGUCGGCGCCCCGCAGCGCAAGCGGAUAUCCUCCAAGGCUCUGUCCAGGAAUGGGGCCGCUUGCUUCAGGAGCCCGUCAAUUUCUGGUCACACGAGGCUGUGCAGCCCUUCAGCACUUCUUCCGCGCCCCAUCGCGGCACACUGAACUUUGAGGUCUUGGCUUAUGCCGCUGCAGGCUCCCCGCUCGCCCUCGUGGGGCAGGCAAUGCUUCACCCAGGCCCUUGGCGCCUGGUGCCUGUCUGCGCGGCUGACGUACGGUAUCUCUCUCCGGCCUCCUUGCGUGUCGCAGAUUGGGUGUUGUCUCUACGUGGCGGUAACUGGUUCGCUGCGCGGCCUAUGCCCUGCCCUGGCCCCUUGUUUGUGCUUCUGAGCUUUUGUGGCAAGCCUGCGUCGGAGAUCACCUUGGACCACUUCCGCUGGCCACCCGCGGACGCCGUCAUGGUGAUCAGAGAGUUCUCACCCCCCGACACGUCGGCUGUGUCACCCACCUCCACUGCUGAGCGCCUCUCCCUGUGUGCGAGAUUCCGUCACUCCCGCCCUGGCCCCAGUGGCUGGAAGGUUUGCUACAUUGAGGCCUUUCCGCCCUGGCUCCAGGACCUCUACUGGACGGCCAUUGACCUACAGCGUUUAACGGGCAUCGUGGCCCCAUCGCUGCAAGUGGCUGUUCAAGUCCACCUGGCCAAGCCCGCUGGUGGAUGGCGUCCCCUCUCUAUGCUCGAGGAAGGCCUCAAGUCCAUUGAAGCCCCAGUGGCCGCGCGCCUAUCCAACGCCCGCCUCGGCUGCUGCCUCGACCACCCCUUCAGCCACCUUAACAGGGCGUACGCAAAAGGCGUCCCCGCCGCGGUGCAGGUCCUGUACCUUGACUGCUUGGUCUGCGAGGACGCUUUGCGCCACCGCAGGCCGCUUCUGCGCGUCCCCGCUGACUAUGAGAAAUUCUUCAACACUCUCCAGCUUCCUCAGGUGGACGCCCUUCAGCAAGCACGCGGCUUCCCCGAUAGUGUCCGUCGCCUGCACCAAUCUCUUUUCGCACACUCCCAGGUCCUGCUCGACACCCGGGCAGGCCUUUCCAGCCCUAUCAGCGUCACGCGUGGCGUCCCACAGGGCUCCGUUUCCUCCCCGGAGUUGUCUCGUGCUGCCCAAGACCCCAUCUUGCGCCUCCGUUCCUCGGACGGCGCUGCUUACGUCACCAGCACUGGUCGGCGGGUUGUGGCGGCUGGUUAUGUGGAUGACAUCGAACAUUAUGGGAGUGGUGUCGCUGAUUUACCCGCCGCUCUAGGCAGCCGCGCUUCCGGCGUUGGCUUUGCUUGGCCCAAAUUCUCUGCCUACGCUUCCGACUGGGAUGAGGUUGACAAACUCCUCGGCAAGCAUGGCACUCCACUUGAUCGCCACUCCCUUGCCUCCGAAGAUCUCCUCGGCAGGCUCCCUUCUGCACGCCAGCGGCUUGCGGCAAAGCAUUGCUCAUGGGACGAGACGCUUGCCAUGAUGCAGUGGGUUCUCGGCGGUGUCCUCAACUAUGCUCCUCUAAUCGGGUUGCCCGCCCCAGCUGAUGCGCAUCGAGAAGACGCUGCCUUCCACCGGCUCAUCCUCUCCGGGCUCGGAGUCCGGCGCACAGCAGAACACGUCAGUUUGUCCGCCCCUCGUUCUUCGGGGGGUCUCGGGGCCCCGCUCAUUUCCGAACUCCUUGUGGCCGCAGUCGCCUCCGACGUCUUGUUGCUGCUCAACGGCGUCGAGCAGGCUGCCGCGGUAGCCCGGGACACAAUCCGGCAGGCUAUGGAUUGCCCUCCGCACGAGGUCCCAGAUCAUGCUGGGCUCCUCUCCAACGCCCUCCACUUCCUUGCCGGUUAUGGCCUCUACCUUUCCCUCUCCACGGGGAUCGGUUUGUUUGACGCUGCAGCCCGCUUCUCUCGUGUGGGGCUGCUCGCCAACUCUGUCCGCACCGCCUACCAUGCCAUUCUCCUCCUGCCGGAUCCGCCGGCGCAACUCGUUAUCCCGGAGACCUGGGCGGCCCAUCUGCCUGCGCACGCCCCGGUCUCCGCUCAGGCCUGUGCGCGCGCAGCUUCUGCAGCCCUCCGGCAGUCGCGUGCUGAUUUCGAGGCGGAAUGCCGCCUUUUUGCUGUGCCGUGCCCGCUGCGCCCACCCUCUGAAGACUGGCUCCCUGCCGCUUGGUCUACCCCCUGGGACCCUCUGGUUGAUCCCCGGUCCUCCCAUCUUCUGCAGAGGGCGGCGAUCCCAGCAGGCGACUUGUUUCACUUCCUCUCACGGUGCCACAUUCGCCUGCCAGGUUGGGCCCACUCGUCCAUACACACGGCCGAGCUUCUGUCGCUGGUUGUAGCUCUCCGCUUCCGCCAGCCGGGUCAUUGGCACCUAUUGGCUUUCGACCGCUCCUCGCUCUUUGACAUACUUGUUAUGGUGGACCGGGGUGUCACUCAAGACCUCCUCACCUCGCCGGGUCUUCCUCUCGUCUGCCACCUCCGUCGGCUCCUUGGUGAGCUCGCGGAUUCUUGGAAGGAUCCUCCCCCUCAACCAGCAUGGCGGCUCCAGCAGGAGCAGGCCCCAUCGCUGUGGAAUGUGCGGUUGCCGCUCGAGGGGCGUGUCCGCCAGUUCUCCAAGAUUGCUUUCGUGAGACAUGGUGUUGUGGGGGUUCACGUUCGCAGCCAUCAGACUCACUCCUCCCAUCCCUGUUCCGCUGUGGUCCAGGGUAAUGAGGUGCAAGAUGAGGGCUGCCGUCAGGGGGACGUUGCGCCCCUUGACCUGUCAGCGAUGGCCUUUCGCUGUCUCCGGGCCAUCGGCGGCAGCUGGACGGAGCGCCUGCGUUCCCAGCCUGAAUCUGCUGCAACAGCUGCUGCGUGGGUGGAGCAGCAGCCACACCCUCCAUCAGUCCGCCUUUGCCCCCUGUGCCGGGAUGGUCCGGGCACUCCCCGGCAUGUUGUCAUGGCCUGCGCAGCCAUGGCCCCGCUGGCGGACCUCCUUCGUGACGCGCUUGAGGCCGAUUUGUCCCAGCAUGCCGCCACAGAUGCGCUCUUACAGGCUGCCGCUGACUGGCGAGGGUCUUUGCCACGUGACCGCGUGCCAAGUCCCCCUCCUCUGGCCUCUCAGAAUCGUUGGCCGCUGCUCUCUGCUUGGCGCUGGCUGGUUCCCAUUCCCGACCGGGAGUCCCUUCUAUCUGUGGAUGUUAAUGGUAGCAGCGCGGUCUCCACCAGCAGGGAGACAGGGUCGGACCUCGCCUACCGCGGUGUCCUCCCGCUGCAGCUCGGUGUGGCCCUCUGCCGUUCGGGGCUCUCCUCCUGGGCCUGCGCCGCAUCCGUGCGGAGUACCAGCGCCGCAUUCGCUCGUGCUGCCACCCCGGUCCCUGCGCCGCUGCUGGACGCUGCCGCGCCGCGGCAAGUGGAUCCUCUUCUGGUUUGGCUGUACUCGCCGUCAGGUUCAGCUGUCCUUAGAGAGCUGCGUUGGUCCCUCCUCUCCCUGCCUUCGGCAGCCUCCCGGGUGCGUUUAGCUUCGGGCUUCAGGUCGCGUGCUGAAUCGGCUAUCAAGUCGCUUCUCUUUGAGGCCGGUGUGGCCUUGCUUGUUGAUGGCAUUCCUAGCUGGGGCCCAGACUGGCCAUCCUGGGACGAAGCCUUGUCCGGCCUCUCCCGCCCAUGCUUGUGCCCUGCCUCUGGUCAAUCCCGGCUCAUUGUCUCCUGCUGGGCGUGUGGCGGCCCGGACUUUCCCCACCAUUCUGGCGCGGUGCAGCCUUGCCCCUGGUGCAAGUCCCGGCUCGGAGACCCCUGCGCAUCCUGCCACACAGUCCUCCAUUGUCGCGGACGCUGCCGCUGGAACUCUGGCGCGCAUGCUGCUUAUGUCUCUCAGGCUCCAGGUGUCCCCACGCUGUGCCCCGACUGCUGGUGGGAAUGGGUCAAGCAGCUGGCCUCCAACCCGCGCUGGCGCAGGCGCCCUAUCCCUCUCUCCGAGCCUCUCCACGCGCACCUCCGCCUGGCGGCGUCACAGUGCUGCCCAGGUGCCGGCUCUCAGCAGGGACCCUUGCCCCUGCCCGGACUCCGCCGAGUCCGCCGGUGGCUCCUCACCAACAUCCGCCACUCCGGUGGCUCCGACAUGGAGCAGCUUCUCUCUCUCUUCUGCUCGCAGUUCCCGGCCGCUGAGGCCACGUGCUGCUCGACGCUCCUGCGUCGCGCCUCGCAGGCUCUACAGGCAGAAGGUUUGGCAGUGUACAUAGACCCUCACCUCGUUCCUUUGCGUGCCGCGUGA
Molecule: messenger RNA, 5937 nt
Organism: Symbiodinium natans
Lineage: Eukaryota; Dinophyceae; Suessiales; Symbiodiniaceae
Source: the annotation of a GenBank genome assembly